UCUAAUACUAUUCUGUUAUUUUCUCUUUUUGUUUCAAUAUGAGUUCUCUGUCAUCUAGCACAAGUAACUAUACACAACCAAAAGCUAGUGUUUGUGCUGUUAUCGGUGGUCAAUGGGGUGAUGAAGGUAAAGGAAAACUUGUUGAUCUCAUUGCCAAACAACAUCAAAUUAUUUGUAGAUAUAAUGGUGGUGCCAAUGCUGGUCACACAAUUGUUGACGAAUUAGGUCGUAAAUAUGCCACUAACUUGUUACCUUCAGGUGUUCUUACCCCUGGUUGUAUAAACCUCAUUGGUAAUGGCGUUGUAUUGGAAAUUCCAAAAUUGUUUUCCGAAAUUGAUAAUCUGUUGGAAAAGAAGAAAAAUGAUGAUGACAACGUUAUACAUGAUCUGGAGAAACGUAUCCUGAUAUCUGAUCGUACACAUCUUGUUUUCGGAUUCCAUAAAGCAAUUGAUGGAUUCCAAGAAGGAGUUCUCAAAGAAAGUGGUUCUCAAAUUGGUACCACAAAACGUGGUAUCGGACCAACCUAUACAACCAAAGCAGCUCGUUCUGGUUUACGUACAGGAGAUUUACUUUCAGAUUUUGAAACUUUUGAGAAAAAAUAUAACAAAUUAUUGAAAACUUUAAAGAGUCAAUAUCCAACCUGCGAAGAAUUGAAUAGCUACGAUGCCCAAGGAGAAUUGGAUUCUUAUAAGAAUAUUUUCAUUCCUCGUAUCAAAUCAAUGAUUAUUGAUACAGUCACUUAUCUUCAUAAGGCAAUUUAUGUUGAAGGUCGUGAUGUAUUACUUGAGGGUGCCAAUGCAGUAAUGUUAGAUUUGGAUUUUGGUACAUAUCCAUUUGUUACUUCAUCAAAUCCUUGUAUUGGUGGUGCCUGUACUGGGUUGGGUAUUCCUCCACGUGCCAUUUCAGAAGUUUAUGGUGUAAUCAAAGCUUACUGCACACGUGUUGGUUCAGGACCAUUUCCAACAGAAUUAAAAGAUGAAACUGGUGAUUUGAUAAGAAAAAUUGGUGGUGAAUUUGGUACUACCACAGGAAGACCAAGAAGUUGUGGUUGGUUGGAUGUUGUUGCUGUAAAAUAUGGAUGUAUGAUUAAUGGAUUUAAUGCGUUGUGUUUAACCAAGCUUGAUGUAUUGGAUCAAUUAGAUGAAGUUAAAUUGGGAGUUGGGUAUAGACUCAAUGGUGUUGAACUCGACACUGUACCAUACAGUGCUGAUGAUUUAGAUAAGGUUGAGGUCAUUUAUGAAACUUAUCCAGGAUGGAAGACUGACAUUUCAAAGGUAAGAAAGUUCGAAGACUUGCCUCAAAAUGCCCAAACAUUCGUCAAGAGAAUUCAGGAAAAAGUUGGUGUUCCUGUAAAGUGGAUUGGUGUAGGAGCAGGCAGAGAGGCUGUUGUUGUAAUUCAAUAAAAAUAUCAUGUGUAA
Messenger RNA from Naegleria gruberi, 1418 nucleotides. Its product is annotated as adenylosuccinate synthetase. Bases 39 to 1403 code for a protein of 454 amino acids. The transcript has a single exon. Gene Ontology annotation, biological process: 'de novo' AMP biosynthetic process; IMP metabolic process. The record is from RefSeq and is a predicted model, not a curated record. Lineage: Eukaryota; Heterolobosea; Eutetramitea; Acrasida; Naegleriidae. Gene Ontology annotation, molecular function: GTP binding; adenylosuccinate synthase activity. Gene Ontology annotation, cellular component: cytoplasm.